This is a messenger RNA of Dromaius novaehollandiae (emu), 5625 nucleotides long. RefSeq names its product kinase insert domain receptor (gene KDR). The record is from RefSeq and is a predicted model, not a curated record. Gene Ontology annotation, biological process: regulation of MAPK cascade; positive regulation of kinase activity; positive regulation of cell migration. Gene Ontology annotation, cellular component: signaling receptor complex; plasma membrane. NCBI's taxonomy places the organism in Eukaryota, Metazoa, Chordata, Aves, Casuariiformes, Dromaiidae. The transcript is spliced from 30 exons. Bases 105 to 4142 code for a protein of 1345 amino acids. Gene Ontology annotation, molecular function: growth factor binding; ATP binding; vascular endothelial growth factor receptor activity.
CUGCUGUUCCUGCCGCUGCCCCGACGGCGUCGGCAGGUCGCCCCUCGCUCCGCAGCGCCCGCCCGCAGCCGCGUCGCCCCCGGCCGGCGGGAGCGCCCCGCGGCAUGGAGCUCGGCGCGUCGCUGGUGCUGGUGGCCGCGCUGUGCCUGGCUCCCGGUCUAUUUAUUUCUCUGGAUCAGCCAAGCCUUAGCAUCCAAAAAGAUGUCCUCACAAUAACCGCAAAUGCUACUCUAAAUAUUACUUGCAGUGGUCAGAGAGCACUGGACUGGUACUGGCCGAACAAUCAGAGCAGUAUUGAGAAGCGUAUUGCUGUGACAAACUGUAGUGAUGGCCCCUACUGUAAGAUGCUUACUCUUCUGAAAGUAAUAGGCAAUGACACAGGAGACUACAGGUGCCUUUACAAGGACAACCAGGCAGCUACAACCAUUUAUGUCCAUGUUCAAGAUUACAGAUCUCCAUUUGUGACUUCAGUUAGCGAUCAACUUGGCAUUGUAUACAUCACUAAGAAUAAAACAGUGGUAGUACCAUGCCUUGGAACUGUAUCAAAUCUCAAUGUAUCUCUACAUGCGAAGUAUCCGGAGAAGAUAUUUGUUCCUGAUGGAAAAUCAAUUUCCUGGAAUAAUAAAAAAGGCUUCACUAUACCCAGUCAUUUAAUCAACUACGCGGGCAUGGUCUUCUGUGAAGCUAAAAUAGAUGAUGAAAGCUACCAGUCUGUGAUAUACAUAGUUGCAGUUGUAGGAUACCGAAUUUAUGACCUGACUAUGAAUCCGCAUUACCAAGUAGAACUGGCAGUAGGAGAAAAACUGAUUCUAAAUUGUACCGUAAGGACAGAGCUGAAUGUGGGAAUUGAUUUUAAAUGGGACUACCCUUCUAUCAAGGAAAAGCGUGCAACUAUAAGGGAUUUAAAAACCACUGCAGGAGAAAUAAAGAAAUUUGUAAGCACUCUUACCAUUGACAGUGUGUCCUUAAGUGAUAAAGGUCGAUAUACUUGUGCAGCUUCCAGUGGCCGUAUGAAUAUGAAAAACAGCAGUUACUUCAUUAUCCAUGAAAGUCCUUUUAUUCAUCUGGAGAAAAUGGAGAAUGUGGUUGAGACAAAGUUAGGUGAUACAGUCAAAAUUCCUGUCAGUUAUAAAGGAUAUCCUCCACCAGAGGCAAAAUGGUAUAAAAAUGGAAAAGCCAUCAAUGCAAAUCAUACAGUUAAACUUGGCUACACAUUAAUAAUCACCGAAGCAACUGAAAAGGAUGCUGGGAAUUAUACGGUUGUACUUACAAACCCCACUAACAAGAUGCAAAAGAGACAUACAUUCAGCCUCCUUGUGAAUGUUCCUCCUCAGAUUGGUGAGAAUGCAUUGCUGGCUCCUGUUGACUCCUACAAGUAUGGUUCGACUCAAGCGCUCACCUGCACUGUCUACGCAGUUCCACCUCCCACCACCAUCCUGUGGUACUGGCAGCUGGAGGAGGAGUGCACUUUCAGCCCCCAAAAAGUUCGCUCGGGAGCCAAUCCGUAUGCAUGCAGGAAAUGGAAAGUGAUAUCGGAGAGAAAGGGUGGGAAUCAGAUUGAAAUUAAACAUCGAGUUGUUACUAUCGCUGGGAAAACGAAGACUGUGAGCACCCUUGUGAUUCAAGCAGCAAAUGUGUCUGCUUUGUACAGAUGUAUGGCUACAAACAGAGCUGGAUCAAGUGAGAGAGUUAUCUCCUUUCAUGUGACCAGGGGUCUUGAAAUUAAUCUCCAGCCUCGGAAUCAACUGACAGAGAAGGAUAACAUGUCCUUGCAAUGCACAGCAGACAAAUUCACCUUUGAGAAGCUAUCAUGGUACAAACUCAGUGCUCAUGGUUCACAGACUCCCUUUGGAGGGCUACCCAUGCCUGUUUGCAAGAACCUUGAUGCUCUUCAGAAGCUGAAUGCAACAGUUUCAAAUACCAAUGGUGAAAAUGUCACCUUAGAGCUCAUCCUCCGUAACAUCUCUCUCCAGGAUGGAGGGGACUAUGUUUGCAUUGCUCAGGACAAAAAGGCUAAAACACAGCACUGCCUGGUCAAGCACCUCACUAUUCAAGAGCCCAUGGCACCCACGCUCAUAGGAAAUCUGGAAAAUCAAACAACAAACAUUGGUGAAACUAUAGAAGUAUCAUGCACAGCGGAUGGCAUUCCUCCUCCAAACAUCAUGUGGUUUAAAAAUAAUGAAACACUUGUUGAAGAUUCUGGUAUUGUUUUGAAAGAUGGGAACAAAACAUUAACUAUACGUCGAGUGAGGAAAGAAGACGGUGGGCUAUACACCUGCCUUGCCUGCAAUGUCCUUGGAUGCAGAAAAGCAGUGGCUUUUUUUGCAGUGGAAGGCGCUGAAGAGAAAACAAACCUGGAGCUCAUUAUCCUAGUUGGCACUGCAGUGAUUGCCAUGUUCUUCUGGUUGCUUCUUGUAAUCAUCCUGCGGACCGUUAAGCGGGCCAAUGGAGGGGAUAUGAAGACUGGCUACUUGUCAAUCAUAAUGGAUCCUGAUGAAGUCCCUAUAGAUGAGCACUGUGAACGGCUCCCUUACGAUGCCAGCAAGUGGGAGUUUCCCAGAGACCGGCUAAAGCUAGGCAAACCUCUUGGACGUGGAGCUUUUGGUCAGGUGAUAGAAGCAGAUGCAUUUGGGAUUGACAAAACCGCUACCUGCAAAACAGUGGCAGUCAAAAUGCUUAAAGAGGGUGCAACCCACAGUGAGCACAGAGCACUUAUGUCAGAGCUGAAGAUUCUCAUUCAUAUUGGCCAUCAUCUAAAUGUUGUCAAUUUACUUGGAGCUUGUACAAAACCAGGAGGGCCGCUUAUGGUGAUUGUGGAAUAUUGCAAGUUCGGAAAUUUGUCAGCUUACCUGCGGAGCAAGAGGGGUGAAUUUGUUCCAUACAAGACUAAAAGUGCCAGGUUUAGGCAGGGGAAAGAGAACUACGUUGGUGAUAUCUCUGCAGACCUGAAGCAACGAUUGGACAGCAUCACAAGCAGCCAGAGCUCAGCAAGCUCUGGGUUCGUGGAGGAGCGGUCCCUGAGUGAUGUGGAAGAAGAGGAUGCUGGUCCUGAAGACCUUUGCAAGAACCCUUUGACCAUGGAAGACCUCAUCUGUUAUAGCUUCCAGGUGGCGAGGGGAAUGGAGUUCUUGGCUUCACGCAAAUGUAUCCACAGGGACCUGGCUGCUCGUAAUAUCCUCUUGUCAGACAAUAACGUGGUCAAAAUCUGUGAUUUUGGCUUGGCUCGAGACAUCUACAAAGAUCCAGAUUACGUCAGGAAAGGAGAUGCCAGACUACCCCUAAAAUGGAUGGCGCCAGAAACCAUCUUUGAUAGAGUAUAUACCAUUCAGAGUGAUGUAUGGUCUUUUGGAGUUCUGCUGUGGGAAAUAUUUUCAUUAGGUGCUUCACCAUACCCUGGAGUGAAAAUUGAUGAGGAAUUUUGCAGAAGACUGAAAGAAGGAACAAGAAUGAGAGCACCAGACUAUACGACACCAGAAAUGUACCAAACAAUGCUGGAUUGCUGGCAUGGAGAUCCUAAACAAAGACCAACUUUUUCUGAGCUAGUGGAACACCUGGGAAAUUUACUGCAAGCCAAUGUCCGUCAGGAUGGUAAAGACUACGUUGUCCUUCCUUUGUCAGUAUCACUGAAUAUGGAAGAGGAUUCGGGUCUCUCUCUCCCAACUUCACCUGCUUCCUGUAGGGAGGAAGAGGAAGUCUGUGAUCCUAAAUUCCAUUAUGACAACACAGCAGGAAUUAGUCAGUACCGACAAGAUAGCAAAAGAAAAAGCCGACCUGUGAGUGUGAAAACUUUUGAAGAUGUCCCAUUGGUAACCACUGUAAAGGUUGUUCAGGAGGAAAACCAGACGGACAGUGGGAUGGUUCUUGCAUCUGAAGAGUUGAAGACACUGGAAGAGAGAGAUAAACAAGUGAAAAUACCCUUUAGCACGCUGGUGCCCAGCAAGAGUAAUGAGUCCGUCAUGUCUGAAGCUUCCAACCAGACGAGCGGCUACCAGUCUGGGUACCACUCGGAUGACAUGGACAUCACUGUCUCCUCCAGUGAGGAGACUGAACUCUUGUGUGCCCAGGAGGGUUUGCCCCCGCUCUGCCGCACACAAAUGCUUGCAUACGACAACGCUGUUCCCCUCUCCUCCCCACCACUCUAGGGCGAAGCGAGCAGCCGUGGAUUCCCCUGGGAUGUGCGUUCGUUGCUUGGGCUGGUGGUGUUCAGGUUUUGUGUAUAGAAAGACUGCGUUCAUGAAAUUAAGAAAAGAUGUUUAUUUUUUGUGAAGAGGAUACAGGAGUAUCUUGCAGCAAAACUGUGCAGUGAUAGGCCAUGGGACGCUUCCUUCGAGAGACACUGGCAGCUGAGGACGUAAAGCCCUCUUGCUGCUGCGAGUGCGGGUGUUGUGUUGCCCUGAUGACAGAGGCAGUGUGGUGGUCUUUGGGACCCCAGUAAAACACAUAGCAACAUUGAAUGUCUGCCCGAACAGGCAGCGGGAUGGUGUUCAACUUACUGUUUCUAGUUGUACGAACUAAAGAUACGGCCCUGCUUUUUGUUUUUCCUCUUGUGGCUGGACUCCAGGAAGGAAACAACAUGGUUCUGGCUUCUUGUUUCUCAGAGUUAUCCCUUGCUUGCACCUCCACAAACAAGAAAAGGAACCUCCAGCUCAAGGCUCUGGCACACAGCGAUGGUUUGUGACUAAACAUAGGUUGGGCUAAAUAUAGAUGGGGCUGAUGGUCUCUGUCCUUGACAGGGAAAAAAGUUGCUGUACAAGACUUCAUGAGCUGCGUUACCUGAGGCAGACUUCCCGAUCAGGUUGGUUAAUACGGGGGAGGCAGAGCCCUUAUCCAAAUGACAGGACACAUAUGCCUAGGGCAUGCUUCCCCUCCGAGGGUGGUUUGGGGGUUAGCUUUCCCCCCUUUCCUCCCCUGUCCCCUUAGCCUCUGCCAGUUACAUACCUCUUUCCAAGCUAGACUGAAAUGACUGCAAAAAAUUCCCACCACUGAAUCACCCCUGGAUCAGCUUAUAAAACAGGUAGAAAUGGCAAUGUAAUUUACUUUAGGACUAUAGGGAUCCAUGUCCUAUGAGGUAUCCUAAAUGUAACCUACCUUCGCAUCUCAUCCUCCCUCCCCCAACCAUAGGUCAGAUUCUUUCAUUUGCAAACUCAGAAAUUGCUGGCACCAGCAGAGAUUUUGGCUUGCAGAGUCUUGCAUGUCAGUGACUGGUUUCAUGGCAGCUCAAAUCUUCUCCAAGUGGUGAUAUUUUGAUUAACUGUUGGACAACUUUUUACCUGUAUUCUUGUAGUCCCAAAGCUCUAUUGAUAGACACAAUGCAGACUACAAGAUUUUAAAAUGUAAAGCUAUUUCUACUGAGUUCUUUGUUAUAAUUUUUUAGUGUUUGGGGGGUUUUUUUGGUUUGUACUUACUAUGUCAAAUGCUGGGAACCGUGAAUAUAAGGCAUAUACAGUAUUUAUAGCCUCUUUAUGUAGAAAUAAAUGUAAUAUAUUAAAAUAUAAAUAUAUAUAUUAUAUAAUGGAUAUUGUACUAUUCACAUUUUGUAUCUGUGUUCUGUAGCAUUACAAAGGUCACAAUUUUUAAUAGCUAAAACUUUUCACUUUAUUAAAAGGGAUUGGAAAUUUAAAGGCA